This is a messenger RNA of Colossoma macropomum (tambaqui), 567 nucleotides long. Its product is annotated as 40S ribosomal protein S18. The coding region runs from base 58 to 516 and encodes 152 amino acids. Lineage: Eukaryota; Metazoa; Chordata; Actinopteri; Characiformes; Serrasalmidae. The record is from RefSeq and is a predicted model, not a curated record. Gene Ontology annotation, cellular component: cytosol; ribosome; small ribosomal subunit. Gene Ontology annotation, biological process: translation. Gene Ontology annotation, molecular function: RNA binding; structural constituent of ribosome. The transcript is spliced from 6 exons.
CGCCGUAGUUCUCGCGAGAUCUGCGUCCUGUCCUUUUUCCGCGGAUCCAGCGCCGAGAUGUCUCUCGUGAUCCCAGAGAAGUUCCAGCACAUUCUUCGUGUUCUCAACACGAACAUCGAUGGUAGGAGGAAGAUCGCCUUCGCCAUCACUGCUAUCAAGGGUGUUGGCAGACGAUAUGCCCACGUCGUCCUGAGGAAGGCAGACAUCGACCUCAACAAGAGGGCUGGAGAGCUCACUGAAGAUGAGGUUGAGAGGGUUGUGACAAUUAUGCAGAAUCCUCGCCAGUACAAAAUCCCUGACUGGUUCCUGAACAGGCAGAAGGACAUUAAGGAUGGCAAAUACAGCCAGGUCCUGGCCAACGGUCUGGAUAACAAACUGAGAGAAGACUUGGAGAGGCUGAAGAAGAUCAGGGCCCACCGUGGUCUCAGGCACUUCUGGGGUCUGCGUGUGCGCGGUCAGCACACUAAGACCACCGGCCGUCGUGGACGUACCGUCGGUGUGUCCAAGAAGAAGUAAUCGCUCUCCCUGCUCCCCUGGUGUCAAUAAAAUCACACUGUUCAUAAGAAA